AUGUCGUCGUUUAUGGAUGAUUCGAUGAUAGGCCGCUGGCUUUCGGACCUCCCCAUGGAUGAUCCGACUCGAAAAUCGACAUCCCAUCCCCAGCUGCGUCGUUUUGUCCACCAUGAAAAGCCAAUCCGCUAUAAACAAUUUCUAGGAGGAGGCACAGAAGGUGACGUCUAUUUAGUCAAGAUCGAAGGCCGUGAAUAUGCUCUUAAGGUGCCCUUGAAGUUCAAACAAUGGAGAUUCGAUGCUCCUCUAUCAAUUAAGCGUCGUCUCAAGGAACGAGAAACCCACUAUGUUAGCCCUAUAGCAAAUGAAGCCAGAGCAUUUGCUAGGCUGGAUAGCCUGGGUAAAAACGGUACCUGGGCUGUUAAGUGCCAUGGCUGGAUGAAACUAUCUGGCAAACAGCGGCCCAAGUAUCUCAGUCAUCAUACCCCAUGGGCGAUCGUCAAAGACUAUAUCCCAAACCCAAUGACACUCGAUGAUGUCCCAGAGAUCCGGCGAAAAAUGAAGAUUGCCCGUAAGGCACUUCUAUUUCCUGACGACACCCAGCCUAGAAACUAUCGUGGCUCGUUUCUUGUUGAUCUUGGGCGUGUCACAACAUAUCCGUACCCGCGGGUUCUAUGGUCAAAUGAAAAGCGUCGGCAAUACUUCAAAUCGUUUGAUAAGGAAGCCAGUGAAUGGGUGGAAUGUGUAAGGGAUGGUGAAGUGAUUAGUGGCUCGAUAAAUGAAAUUCUCAAAGAGAACAUUAUAAGGGGCAUAGCCAUAGCGGAAGAGUAUGAAGAUGAGAAUCGAGCUGCCGAUUUACGAAGAAUGCUUAAAGAAGUAAGUUUCAUCAAGAUUUGGUUCUGA
Messenger RNA from Trichophyton verrucosum HKI 0517, 843 nucleotides. RefSeq lists its product as uncharacterized. The transcript has 2 exons. Lineage: Eukaryota; Fungi; Ascomycota; Eurotiomycetes; Onygenales; Arthrodermataceae. The coding region runs from base 1 to 843 and encodes 280 amino acids. The record is from RefSeq and is a predicted model, not a curated record.